AUGCAUCCUGAACUUGAAGAGGACAGCGAGGAGGGGCAGGAGGACGAUCUAGACCUCGAUGAGCAGCACCCUUUCCCCAGUGACGAGUAUAUGGCCCUGGCAGACAGCCUCACGCAGCUUCACGUGGCCAACUUUGCUCCAGCAAGGCUCGCCGAGGCCGUUGCAGCUGCAGAGCACAUCUUCAAGGGCCGCAGGGGCAGGCUGCGCCAAGGCGACCUCGAGGCCGUGCGCAAGCUUCUGCGCGACGGCAUCGCCUUUGGGUUCGACAAGGUGCUGCGCGACCAGCACUUGUUCAGUACAUCCAACUCGAGCGAGGAGGAGGAGCUCUUCCAUGCGCUGCUGGCGCUGGUCGAGCUCGCUGCGAUGCUGCUCGAUAUGCGGGCAGCUGGCUGCGUUUCCUCGCAGGCGCCCCAGCAGCUGCAGCAGCAGCAGCCCCUUAAGGCGCAGCACUCACCGGCGGCCUCGCAGCUGGCUGAGCUGGAUGGCGAGCUGCUGCAGCUGGUGGGCCUCCUGGUGUCGCUGUUCAGCCGCGAAACGCCGUUGCACGACUACCAUCAGACCUCGGACCUGCCCCUGGACGGCGACCCAGGUCAAUGGCAGUGCAAGUGGGCGGAGCCCAUCAUUGCGGCAGAGAUGGGGCCGCGUGGAGGCUGGGCUCGGGGUGGCGGCGGCGGGGGUGGUGGUGCGCGCGGCGGGAUGAGCGACGGCGACGAGGACGAGGACGGGCUGUUUGAGGAGAGCGACCGGGAGCACGAGUGGCUUGUGCACCUGAUCAACCAUUUUGGAUACCAGGGCGGCUUCGACGCCAUCUACGUCUUGGUGACCUCCUUUCACGAGUGCAACCUAAACAUCCACAUGGUGGCAAGCCUCAUGCUUGUGCUGGCCAAGGUGGGGGAGCUCAUGCCCAGCCUGGUGCUCAAGCACUUCAGAGAGGCGUCGGCCACCUUCAUGGAGCGCCUGGCGCCGAUGGCCGCCGUUGACGACGAUUUCCUAUCAGAUCAGGGCCAGGACCGCACCUACCAGACGCUGCGCCACCUGCUGUACGCCGCCGGCGAGCUGAUGUCUGCGCAAGGCCACGAGCUGGCGGCCGACGAGGCGGCGGCACCAGUGCAGCAGGCGUUUGUGCUGCGCAUGAUGGAGUCGACAGCCUUCGUCAAGCAGCUCAGCGGCGUGAGGGAGCUGCGGUGGGCGCUGCGGCGCGUGACGAUGCUGCCGGACGGCGCGCCGAGGGAUGCGCGCGUUCAGGCAUUUGUUGAGUGGAUGGAAGAGAACCGCCUGGUCGAGCGCAUGCUGCGCGCCAACCUGCACCAGCGGCAGUACAUGCAGCAGGUCAACAUGAUACUCUGCGACCUGACCACCGUCGGCGCUCUGACCAACGCGCACCUGGACCAGCUUUGGGGCGUCACAGAGCAGGAGGGCACCUACGAGGGCGUCAAGGCGCACGUGUAUGAGGGACUGGCGGAGCUGGUGGCGGGCUUCAGCUCAGAGCAGGUGGACUUCCUGUUCAGCAAGAUGGCGGCGCGCCGCGAGCGCAGCGCCCUGGACACCUCGAAGCUGCUGGAGCUGCUGCACCGCCUGGCAAAGUCUGACGAGCAGUGCAACCUCGCCAGCCGCAUCAUGGGCCUCACGUGGGACAUCGCCCUCGCAACGGGCGCCCCGCGCACCGUCGUCGAGGCGGGCGCCAAGCAGCUGGCAGAGGUGGCGGCGGAGUACGCCGAGCGCAGCGGCAACACAGCCCACCUGGAGGGCCUGGUGAAGCGCUGCAUCAUUGAGCUGCGCGCUAGGCACAACCAUGUCCCCGCGGUCAAGAUACUGGUGCACACCGUGGAGUGCUGGGUGGCCGCCUGGAACCGGCAGCGGCGGAGGGACAACCUGGUGGACAAGCUGGAGGCGCAGUUGCACCUCAUAGACUUGCUCGUCAACAAUGUGGCAGUCAUAGCGCAGGAGGCGCGUGCCUUCCUCGCCCAGCAGCAGCAGACGCAGACGCAGACACAGGCGCAGCAGCAGGCUGCCGCCGCCACCGCCUCGCCCGUGGCGCCUGUGGCCUCGCCAGCUCCGCUGCCGCCGGGCGAGGGCGUGUGGAGCCACCUCGAUUUGGUGCAGUCGUACCUGGCGGCGCUGCAGCGGCUGUACGAGCGCAGCCAGUCCUACGUCCUCGCACAGGACGCCGACACCCUGUGGACCGAGCUGGUGCAGGGCGCCGCCACGCGGCCGGUGUUUGCGCGCGCGGUCGCGUUCUUCAGGGCGGCGGUGGCAAAGGACGCGAAGGACUCCUGGCUGGAGCAGAGCGAGAUCGCGGCGCUGCUGCGGCGCGUGCCGGCGCUGCCGCCGCAUCUCGUGACCAAGGAGGUCUUUUGGCUCACCUGGACCAUGUUCACGAUGGUGCACAAGGACCGCAUGUACUGCGAAGCCACCACCAACAGCAAUGGCGGGCGCCUCAUGUGGCUGCUGAGGACGUCGGACAACACCCCGGCGUCGGACAUUGAGGACCUGCCGCACUUCUGGGGGAUGUACGAGACUUGCACCAGCGACGCCGUGGCCAACCUGUGCCGCAAGAAGCUGCUCGAGCUCUACCACUGCACAGACAACCUCAUCUUCGACCAUGAGCAUUUCAGGGCCGCUUUCAUAGGGGAGGUCACGCUCCGGCUGGAAAGUGCAGUAGCUGACCUGGACAAGCACGACCUGCAGCAGCGAAUCCCGCAGCAGCAGCAACAGCAGCAGCAGCAGCAGCCGCAGCCGCCUGCCCCAGCGGCGCAUGCAGCUGCGCAGCGCGUGACAAGGAUCCUGGAAGUGAUAGGGCACGCCUUCUACGCCUGCGCGGAGGCGUCCAUGCCGUGUGUCCCCGCGCAUAAGCUGUCGUGGCAGGGCAGCCCUGUCAUGGUAGAUAUUCACGGGCAGCAGCAGCCGCGGAUGCGCCUGGCCAGCCACACCAAUGAGUAUGUGGGCUGCCUGCGCGCCAAGGUCGCGCACGCGAUGCUUGGUGGCGUGUCGCCCGCACGAGUGCGGCUCUUUCAAGCGGGCAAGGAGUUUGACAACGACUCGGUGACGGUGGGCGACCUGGACAUCCGCGGCACGCGUCAGGUGGUGACUGUCCAGCUGUCCAUGACGGACAACAAUUGCACGGUGCCGCUGGAGGAGAUGCGGCCCACGUGGGAGCAGCGCAGCCCCGAAUGGCUGCUGUCACGGCAGAAGAUGCCUACCAGCCCUGCCCUGGCAGCGCAGGUGCGAGCAGGGCUCGAGCAGCAGCAGCAGCAGCAGCAGCAGCAGCAGCAGCAGCAGCAGCAGCAGGAGCAGCAGCAGCAGCAGCAGCACCAGCGGCAGCAGCAGCAGCGGCAAUGCCAGCCGCUCGUGGAGCAGCACCAGCAACUUACGGGUCCACUCGAACGGGCGCUGGCCGGGGAGCCCAGCACCAGCAACGCUGGGAGCAGCCACAGCAGCAGCAUCAACGAUGGCGGGGGCGACAGCAGGGGCAGCAAUGGCAGUGUGUCACACGCCUACCAGGUGCUGUACAGGAUGCAGGCCCUGGCCGCCCUGCUCUUCCCCUCGGCCCUUGAACCGCCAUGCGAGCCCGACGCCGAGGGCGCCGGCUCGGCGGGGCGCCGCGCGCUGCAGGAGCGGUUCCUCGCGAGCGACGGCCUCCGGGUGGUGUGCGGGCUGGUGGACAGGCUGGUGGCGGCGCGGACUGGCGACGCGGCGCUGCUGCGGGAGCUGGGGCAGCUGGUGGUGGUGCUCAUCCACAACCUGAUGGACGCCGCCACGCCGAGGCCCUUGGCCGCCGGCCCGGCCCUGUCGCCCGUGGGCGCAGCCGGCCCAGCCGAGGCCGCAGCGGCCGCCAUCGCGGCGGAAGCCGUGGCCGCGGCGGCAGCGGCGGCAGAGGCGGAGAUGGGGGACAGCGCCAUGGCCGACGUCGAAGAAGCCAGCGACGCCGCUGCGGGGGGCGAGGCGGCGUUGGCGGUGGCCGCCGCUGCCGCUGCGGCGGGCGCGGGGCUGGGCAGCAGCAGCAAUGCAACGCCGGUGCGGCUCGCGGAGCUUGGGGCGUUAAAGGACGCAGACCGGGCUUCGCGGCCGGGGAGCGCCGAGUCUGACGAGACUGAGGCGGCUGCGGCGGUGGCAGGGGUUGGCACACAUCCGGCCAAGGCAGGCACCGGCCCCGCGGCCGCCGACGACAAGCAGCACGCGCCUGACCAGCGGCAGCAGCCGCUUACACUGCCGCCGCGUCUGCGCGCGCCGCCGCAGCCGGUGCAGCGGCCGGCGCGCGCCGCCGCGCCGCCGUCGCUGAGCCUGGAUGCAGCGACGCUGCGGCUCAUGUCGCGGACGCUGCUGCAGCUGGCUGUGCAGGGCGCGCGCCUCUGGGGCGCGCCGCCAGCACUGGCCGCGCCCGACCCCGACUCCGAUACCGGCUCGGACGUCGCGCUCGUGCGCGAGGCGCUGUCGCUGCUGCAGCGCGCGCUCGACCUGCGGCCCGAGCUGCUCGCGCCCCUGCUGGCGCCCGGCGGCGGCGGCGGCGCCAUCGUGACGGACCUGCUGCUCAGCCCGCACUACCAGGUUGUGCGUGCGGUGGCCGAGGACUCCCUCGCCCGCGUCUGCUGCGCCGCGCCCGAGCCGCUGGACUGGCUGCUGGCGCAGCUCUCCGCCGCGCGCCCGCUGGCCGCGGCGCGGCCGGGCGCCAGCGGGCAGUUCUACCGGCUGUUCGCGCGGGCUGUGCGUGCGCUGCAGGGCGUGGAGGGUGUGCCGCAGGGGGCGUAUCUGCGGGCGGAGGGGCUCCUGGCCGACGAGGUGGCGGCGCUGCAGGCGUUACCACCGGCGGGAGGCGAUGACGAGAAUGUUGCGCUCGAGGGCCGCCUGCAGCUGCUGCUGGCCCUCGUCACGACCCUCGACCGCCGCUGCGUGGGCGCGGGCCGCGAGGCGGGCCUGAUCCAGCUCCUCAUAUCAGAGUACCUCUUCCCGCAGGCCCGCCUCGCGCAGGACGAGCGCGCCGGCCGCCUCGUUCUCGCCCAGUGCGGCGCCCGCCUGCGCCCGCGCUGCGCGGCGCCCGGCGCGCGCCGCGCCGCGCUGGAGCUGGCGGCGGAGCUGAUGCGCGAGGGGACGGGGCCGCUGGAGGAGGGCGUGCGGUGCCUCGAGGCGCUGCUCGGCGCGGCGUCGCCCACCGAGUUCCACCUCGCGCCGCCCAAGCACGUGCGGCGGCCGGGGGACUACUGCGGCCUGCGCAACGCGGGCGCGACCUGCUACAUGAACGCCGUGUUCCAGCAGCUGUACAUGCAGCCCCGCAUCCGCGCGCUCAUCCUCGGCGCGCCAGAGGUCCCGGAGCCAGAGCGCCCAGACUCGGUGUUCGCGCAGCUGCAGGCGGUCUUUGCGUCGAUGGCGCUGGGGCUGGCGUCCUUCAUGACGCCGGACGGGUUCUGGCGGGCGUUCAAGGACUACGACGGGCAGCCCAUCGACACGCGGGAACACCAGGACGCCUACGAGUUCUUCACCAGGCUGCAGGACUGCGUCGACUCCCACCUCCAGAGCGUCAACUGCACGCCCGCGCUGCAGACCGUGAUGGGCGGCCGCUUUGCCCAGCAGGUCAUCUGCCGCGGCCUCCCGUACCGCAGCGAGCGCGAGGAGGAGUUCCUGCAGAUCAGCGUGGACGUGCGCGGCAUGGGGGGCCUGGAGAAGAGCCUCGAGAACUACGUCAAGGGCGAGCUGAUGGAGGGCGACAACGCCUACCUGUGCGAGGAGCUCGGACGCCGCGUCCCCGCGGUCAAGCGCGCCUGCAUCAAGGCGCUGCCCCAGGCCCUCGUCAUCCACCUGAAGCGCUUCGAGUUCGACUACCACAGCCAGACGCGCUUCAAGGUGCGGGACAGGUUUGAGUUCCCUGAGGAGCUGGACCUGUUCCCCUACACGGCAGACGGCCUCGCCGCCGCCGAGGCCGAGGCCGCCGCCGCCGCCGCCAGCGGCGACGGCGAGAACAGCGGCGAGGACGGCGGCGCGGGCGGGGCCGGCGGGCUGGGGCGGCAGUCGAGCACGGGCGAGGGCGCUGCCGGCGGCGUGGCGGCGGCGGCGGCGGUGGCGGUGGCGGCUCACCCCGACUUUGUGUACGACCUGGCGGGCGUGGUGGUGCACAGUGGCAGCGCGUUCACAGGCCACUACUACAGCUACGCCCGCGAACGCGAGGCGCUGGCUGCCGCCGCCGCCCACGGCGCCGCCGGCGCCGCUGCCCGGCGGCGCGGCGGGUGGUUCUGCUUUGACGACAAGAGCGUGCGCGGGUGGGACGUUUCGAACUUGGAGCAAGACUGCUAUGGUGGCAAGCCCAGCCAGGACUGGGCGAAUCGCGCGUUCCGCGCGCCGCGCAACGAAGUGGACCGGCCGCACAGCGCGUACAUGCUGUUCUAUGAGCGCCGCUGUGAGGCUCAGCUCAACGCCGAGGCGCUGCGGGAGCAGGGGCGCGGCGCCAACGAGCAGCAACAGCAGCAGCAGCAGCAGCAGCAGCAGCAGCAGCAGCAGCAGCAGCAGGACUGCGCCGCCGCCGACGCAGCCGCCGCCAACGGGGCGUUUGUGGCGCCGUGGGGCAUGCCGUUGUCCCUGUACCGGCAGGUGAUGCUGGCCAACAUCAGCAUCAUGAUGCAGGUCCACACCGUGGACAGGGAGUUUUUCAAGUUCAUCCGCACGCUGGUCGAAAACAGAGGCGACGUCGGCGGCCAGCUGUCGCAGCGCAAGGCGCGCCGCCGCGAGCUGCCGCCGCCGCUUGUGCUGCUGUCGCCCUCCGGGCCCGGCGGCGGCGGCGGCGGCGGCGGUGGUGUUGGUGGCGGUGGAGGCAGCAGCGGGCCCCCGGCUGCGGCAACCGUGAGCGGCGGCAGCGCCAUGAGCUGCGACCGCGCAGCGACGCCAAGCGCAGGUGUGGGGCCGUCGGACGCGCCGGCCGGCGGCGGCACUGGCGGCGGCGCCUACGAGCAGCUGCCGUCCCCGGGCCCCUCCAGCCGGCGAGGCGAGGAGGCGGAGCAGAUCGCGACUACGCUGGCGCGCCUGGCCCUGCGGUUCCAGCUGCAGCUGUACCAGCGCGCUGUCUCCGCCCUCCGCAGCGAUUCUGCGGUGUGGGCCGAGGCGAUCAAGAGCCUGCUGAACGCGGGCCCCGGGGCGCAGGCGUGCCAGCUGGCGGCGCUGCAGCUGCUGGACGCAAACCCUGCGUGGCUGCGGGACAUGCUGGUCGCAUCGCCCGACGCGCAGGCUCGCGAGUUUGUGGCCGACCUGGUCAGCUUCCUCAUGGUGCACGCCGCCGCGCGCAGCAACCUGCACCUGUGCCUGCCGGCAGCGCGCGCCGCCGCGGCGGCGGGCGAGAGCCUGCAGUCCGCCCUUGCCAGCGCGGCCGUGGCGCUGCCGCUUGCGGCCCCGCUGCUGCGCGUCGUAGACCGGCUGGCCGCGCUGCUGGUCACCACGGUCUCCCUCGCGGCGUCGCCCGACGCCGACGAGCAGUACGGAGUCGCCGCCGCCGCGUCGGUGCUGCGUGAGUAUGUCUGCAGCUCGCCUCCCGUGCACGGCGCGCUGCUGCUGACGCAGCGGCCCGACGUCGUGCUGGCGCUGGUGGAGCACAUGGCGGCGCUGUACAGCGGCGGCGUCGACGCACUGGACGACUUCCGGGACGACGCGCCCCCGGCGGCGCGGCUGCUCUACGCGCUGGCGGCGCGCGCGGGCAACUUGGAGCGCCUGACGCGGGAGCUCAACGCGGCCCAACCCCACUCGGGCGCCGCUGCGCCGGCACUCGGCGGCAAUCCGUACGCCGCUGCCGGGCGCGGGGCCGGUGGGCUGGUGGAGGGCGCGCUUGGGGCGCACGCAUUCAAGCGGCUCAACGACCCCGACGCGCUCGACGCCCUGACGGACCCUGCUGUGCUGAUCCACCACGACUGUGUGGCGCUGCUGCAGCUGCUGACCUGGGAGAACGCGCAGGCCACAGCAUACGUGGCUCCGCGCCUGAUCAUGGUUGCAGCGAGCCUGUCGGGCGCGCUGCUGCUGAGCUCGCUGCCGCUCAUCGCGGGCGCCGUGCGCGACGUCCUGGGUGUGCGUGACAGCCUCGUUGGCCACCGCGCGUGGGCCGUGCUCGCGCCGUGCCCGGGCUAUGUUGCUGGUGGCCUCGUCGCCGCCGUGCUUGAGGGCCCCAGCCAGGGCUGGUGCGCGGUGCGCAAGAUGCUUCUCAUCGCCGCCGCCGAUGCCGCGCUGCGCGUGGUGCCGCUCCAGGCAGCCCUCGUGCUGGUCAGCCAGGCGACAGCACACUACAUGCGCGGCGGUGCGGCAGCUCUCGCCCAGGAGCUGGGGACCCUGGAGGCCGAGCUGCUGGCGAUGGAGGUUUCUGACCAACAGGGCUUCGCACAGAUGAUCAAACCGCACCUGACGGCUGUCGCCUACCUCAAGGCGCUGGCUCAAAUGUCCGUGGGACAGCAGCAGCAGCAGCAGCAGCAACAGCAACAGAAUCAGCUUGCGGCAGCUGCUGCGGCGAUUGUUGUGCAGCAGCAGCAGCAGCAGGAGCAGCAGCAGCAGGAGCAGCAGCAGCAGCAGCAGGAGCAGCAGCAGCAGCAGCAGCAGCAGCAGCGCCAGCAGCGGCUGUCCAUGCAGCAGCAGCAGCAGCAGCCGUUGUCGCAAGCAGUGGCCGCAGAUGAUGAACAAGGAAGCCUGACGCUGCGGCAUCACAAUGCCCCCGGCAGUGACCCAGGCAGCAGCGACGAUGGCGGGGGCAGUGCAGGCCGCGAGGCCCCCGCUGACAACUGA
Molecule: messenger RNA, 8739 nt
Organism: Monoraphidium neglectum
Lineage: Eukaryota; Viridiplantae; Chlorophyta; Chlorophyceae; Sphaeropleales; Selenastraceae
Product: ubiquitin specific peptidase 24
Exons: 19
Coding region: 1-8739 (2912 amino acids)
Biological process (GO): protein deubiquitination
Cellular component (GO): cytosol; nucleus
Molecular function (GO): cysteine-type deubiquitinase activity; cysteine-type endopeptidase activity
Source: RefSeq, a predicted model, not a curated record